AUGAAAUUAGAAUUAAAAAUAAGUAUAAGAUUUCCAAACUGUCACGAAUUGCGUGAAAAGUGGGCGAAGGCUUUGUUUUCAAACAAUCAAGAAAUUACGCAGUUGCCAAAAACGAGCAGAAUCUGCAAUUUGCAUUUUUCUUCGGACUGCUUUGAACAAAUCGGAUUAUGUUCUAAUCGUUUAAAACCAAAUUCUGUGCCAAGUAUAUUUCCACGCGCUCAAAAUCAAAAUCAAAGCUUGGAAAUAUCCAUAGAAAGUUGUGCUAAGAUCCCAAAAAUCUCGGAACCAUCAACGAAUAUUAUCGAUUUAAACGAUGAAACGACGAAUUCUGAGAAAGAUGUAAACGAAUGCAUAUUGCAAACUCAAAAGAAGUUAGUUCGCUACCCUGGUGAUAUUGACGACAAUAAUCUACAAACAAUGACACCAAGAACAAGUAAACGCAUAAUAAAAAUGUUGAAGCAAAAGUGAAAGGAAAAGGAAAAGGAUAAGAUCAUCAAACGUUGCAGAACUCAACAAAGUCGUCAGAAGAGAAAAAUAGAAUCUUUAUGUCAGUUAUUACUUGAACUAA
This is a messenger RNA of Trachymyrmex cornetzi, 568 nucleotides long. RefSeq lists its product as uncharacterized. Lineage: Eukaryota; Metazoa; Arthropoda; Insecta; Hymenoptera; Formicidae. The record is from RefSeq and is a predicted model, not a curated record. The transcript has 3 exons. The coding region runs from base 1 to 468 and encodes 155 amino acids. Gene Ontology annotation, molecular function: sequence-specific DNA binding.